CUUGUUUCGCCGAACCCCAAACCCUAGCUUCGCUCGUUGCGGCGGCGAGCCGGCGAUGGCGAAGUCUCUGCGAUCCAAACGCGAGAAGCGGCUUCGGACGUUGCGCCGGGAGAUAGCGGAGCCGUUCUACGACAAGAAGGAGGCCGCCAAGCUCGCCGCGCAGGCCGCCGCCCUAGCUGCUGCCCCGCUCCCGGUCCGCGGGCCCCCGCCAUCCCAGGAUGCCGGCAGCUCCCGCGCAGCUAGCUCGGCCUCGGCUAUGGGUAAGCCCUCUAAAACUUUCCUGAUUCACCAGCCGUGGACUGCCUCCUGUUAUUUCAGGAGGGAAUCGUAAUUCCUCUACGCUUUGUGUGCUAGUUGUUCAUUCACAGCUCACUUUGUUAUCUGUUAAAACACUAUGGUUAAUUGGUUAUACUAGUAAGGAGAAGCAGAUGCCUACUGGGUAUUUGCAGAAAUUAUCAACAAGGUGUGGUGGCUCAGCAGGUUUUGUAUACCAAGCUGCAUUACUGGUUUUGUAUAUCUGAACUGAGGGUGGGAACUGUGGUUUUGAUCCCGAUGUGACAAUGAUUUAUGCUUCUUGAUCAAAGCAUGCAGUAACAACCAGAACGCUCACUCUUUUUUAAAAAAGGGAACACAUUAGCUCCGAAACGAGUGUGUUGUUAGCUUAAUCCUGGAACAAGAACUUAAGAUACCUCUGCGAAUUGCAUGCCCUCAAGCCUAGGUCUUUGUUGAUUGGAGAGGCUUUGGAAUUCUGCUACCAGUUGCCACCUUAUUGACCUGAUUGUAGAGAUCUAUGGAUAAGGUGGCAUGUAUGAAUUUGCAUUUAAGCCCUGAUUGUACCUAUUUGAAAAAAAAUGGCUACUACCAAAUUGAUAUUUGUUUCAGUCUCGUUUAGAAAUUUGGUGACCUUAGCACAUGUGCGAAAGGAACUAAUCAGUUCUAUGGUAUUUCGCAUGAACAGUGACAGUUACCAUAAUCAGCACUUUUUCACUUGGGUAUGCCAUUCAAUUUAAAAACACGCAAACUGUUAUUUGACUUUGGCUCCCAAUUAUGAAUGCCUGUCAAUGUAUCCUGAGGCACCUAAUCGAGGAAACUUGUAGUACAUCUACCAGUUGUGGAUCCUGUUUUCUCUUCCUGCAACCUCAGUUGCGCCUUAUUUUGUUAUCCCUCAACUGAUGUGUUCUGUGUUCACAUGAAUGCAGAUGUGGAGAUGUCUGAUGCAGGGAACAACAGGUCUAAGACCUUCUUGAGGCCACUUGGCAGCAUUAGCAAGAAGAAGGUGCAGCUUCAUUUGAAGAUCAAGAAAGACAAGAGAAAAGCUAGGAAGAAGGGAAAGUUUUCUUUUAAGAAGUAGAGGAGUGUAUGAUAAAUCAUGCAGUUUUGUUCCCAGUUUGUAAAACAAACGCACUGCAGUCAUGUCAUGUGGUGCACCUACCUAAGUCCAUUCGUGGGUGACCUACUAUUAAAUAUGUUGAAAUGGGUACGAAAAAAGGAUAGUGCUGACC
Molecule: messenger RNA, 1502 nt
Organism: Zea mays
Lineage: Eukaryota; Viridiplantae; Streptophyta; Magnoliopsida; Poales; Poaceae
Exons: 1
Coding region: 56-331 (91 amino acids)
Source: RefSeq, marked validated